AUGAUUUCUCGUUCGAUCGUUACCAAACUUCCCAAAAUCAAUCUAAAGUGGUAUCAUUCAACUGCUUCACUCAAUUCUUCGAUAAAACUCGAUCCCCUCGAAUUACACAAUCAUAAAGACUGGUUAAGCCCAACUGAAGUCAUCAAGAUUUUCGAAACCCUAAAAGAUCCCAAUUCGACCCUCACUGUUCUUAAUCAACUCUCAAAGCGAAAAGAUUAUAAUCCCAAUGAAGCUCUGUACACAUCCGUGGUAAAUAAUCUUUCAGAAGCCAAGAACUUCGAUGGAAUUGAAGAAGUAAUGAAGAGAAUCAAGGUCGAAAAAAGAUGCAGACUUUCCGAUGGGUUUUUCUACAAUGUCAUCAGGAUUUACGGGCUUCGUGCUGGUAGAAUAAAUCGAGCAAUUGAAACGCUUUUCGAUAUGCCAAACUACAGUUCAUGGCCAACUCCCAAAACGUUUAAUUUUGUAUUGAAUUUGCUUGUGAACACUAAGCAGUUUGACGUAAUCCAUGAGGUUUACAUGGGUGCUGGGAAAUUAUGUGUUGAAAUCGAUGCUUGUUGUUUGAACAUCAUGAUGAAAGGCUUGUGUAAAAACGGGGACAUAAAUGCUGCACUCCAAGUGUUCGAUGAAUUUCCUAAACAAAAUUGUUUAAGGAAGAACAAUCGAAUCGAAGAAAGUAUUGAGGUUUUUGAGAAGAUGUUGCUAAAAGGAUGUGAACCCAUUCCAAGCACAUAUCAAGAGGUUUUGUAUGCAUUGAUCGAUAGCAAAGAGUACAUCAAGGCUAUGAAUUUAGCAAAAAAGAUGUCAUCCAUGAAAAUGGUUCCAAGUUUUGAUUCAUAUAAAUUGAUCAUCCAUGGCCUUUGUGAAGAAAAGAAUGUUGAAGAUAUUGAUUUGGUUUUAAAACAUAUGAUAGAAAAUGGGUAUUUACCAAAAUUGUCAAUGUGGAAGCAUAUCCUUCAGUGUAUACUUCGAAACUAG
Messenger RNA from Lactuca saligna, 975 nucleotides. The record is from the annotation of a GenBank genome assembly. Lineage: Eukaryota; Viridiplantae; Streptophyta; Magnoliopsida; Asterales; Asteraceae.